AUGAGGGGACAUCAUCUUGCCCUCAGCAGGGUAGGUGCGGCUGUUGCAGGUCCAAGCAGCUCAGUCACGCGCUCAACCUUGCUGCACCACACGAGGCUGUCCCAAUCACGAUACCUUGCUACCCAUGCCGACGAGCCACCUUCACCGUUCGCACCAUUUCAAGAUCUCAUCAACGAGGCAUUGAGGCCUACUUUCGCUCAUUCAGCGUUGCUCUCACCCGCACCACAGAAGUCAAAGAGCGACACGGACACCAAAUAUGCCCAUCACCGGCAACAGUCUCAGACAGCAGCGACUGUUCCCACCAAGACGUCAAAGUCGACCGUAGCUAGUACCAGCUUUCAGCCCGAUCAAGCGUACAGCAGCAAGAAAAUUGCCAACAGAGCGUACAUGAUUGUCCGUUUCAUCCGCCUUAAUCGCAUCCUCUCCGCCAUGGCUGCCUUUGUCGAGGAUGUCGCCAAUCCAACCCGCACGCCUUUCACCUCGGAGCAGCUGCAAGACUUUGUCGUCGCCUUGCGCAUUCAAUGCAAGAAGCAUUCCACUACUCGCCCUGCUCCCAUCCCUUCCGACUCUGCAAAUGGCGAGUUGUGGAGACCCGCUCGCCUGGACCCUUCCAUCCCAGCCAAGUCGCUCCCCAUCCCAAUACAGUGCAUGUACGCCAUGGCUGCCAUCUACGACGUUGGCCUUGAACGCAACGCAUCUCCUACAGCGAAGAUGAUCUCGGCCAUGCUGUCCACUUGGGCGGGUUACCUCAGUCCUGAUCAGCUGUAUCAGGCGGCCGAUUCUGCGCUGGGUCACCUGGUCCCUCCCACAGCAACCGACCAGGCAGCUUGUCUCAGACGCAUCAAUCACCGUGCCCUUUCCUCCUUCAUCAGCACGUUUGGUUGUGCUAGAAGCCCAGAACGAGGGGAGAAGCUGCUAGCUUGUUGGGCAAAAGCGCAGAGAGUCAAUGGUGGGCCGCAUAGCUCAGUAUUUCACGACGACGAGCACAUCGACCUCACAGGAUGGGGCCAGAAUGUCUUGAUUUGGCAGGCAUUGAUCAAGUCUCGAGUCGAUGCGGGCGAUCUGGUCGGCGCUCAAAAGUGGCUGCAACGAUACAGGAUGGCAUCUCGACAUUCGCAAACGCCUCACCCGAAUAUUCAGUCUGAGCCAUAUCUCGCGUAUAUGGCCGGCAUCCGCAGAAAGGCCGAGAUUCGCAAACCCUCGCGAGACCGGAUCAGAAGGAUCAUGGCCGAGAUCCGCGCUGCUGUGCAGUUCAUGAUCGACGAUCACGUACCCAUAGAGAGCUCGGUUGUCGCCUUUGUCAUCGACUUUGAGGCGAGGGUGGGCAACGUCGAUGGCGGUGCCGCUCUCAUUCAUGAACUGGGUGGCUUUAUAGGGGACCGCGCGCUGGAAGAUCCGAAGCUGCUUCGAGCUCUUUUCCGUUUCCGCAAAGCUGCGGCUGACGCUAGGGAAGCUGCUGCUGCUGCGUAUGCAGUCGCACGCACAAAUCUACAGAUCAAGGACGGAUCUGACGCGCUGCCGCCUGUGCGAUCGCUCAUUCGCUCUCUGGUUCACGUGGGCGAGGCCAAAGUGCGUCUUUCACAAGAGGAUCUGGCAUCGUGCAGAAGUCGCGGCACACUGAAUGCCGCCCUCAUGUCUGCCAUGGCGGAACGCGAUUAUCCCGCCGCUGUUGUCGUGCUCAACCUCUUUGAACGCUGGAGGAUUGUCCCAUCCAAAAGCACGUAUACGCUUGUUGUCAACCCUCUCAUCGCACAAGGUCACUACGGCGCUUUCACAGCUGAUCCAGGUGAAGUCACCGUCUCUAGCAGCAAGCUCAAUCUAGAAGCGACACUCCAGAGCGUGGCACGCGACACCAGCGACGCGCAAGCACAGGCUAUUCUCCGCGGCAUUCGAGACCAGUCUUUGAUGGGCGAGACGUCCAUCUUCAGCGCUCAACCUGCCACGGCACUCCGUCAGACACAGUACCUCGUCCGCGUUCUCAACCGAGCGUGUGCUGCCGAGUUCGAAAAUUUCGAGCAGGAACGAGUCGUUCCCGACUGGUUGUCGGUGUACAGGAACACUCAAGCGAAAGACGAGCCGGAAAGAGCGCUGACGGAAGAGGCUGUUCGAAGCCAAGUAAAGUCUGCCAUCUUUGCGGCGCAGGAUGAGCUGCUUGGGACCAAAGAGGAAAGACAGGACUCGCCGUACCACAAACGGCUGAUGCCGGAAUCAAGAGCACGCCUCUUCUCGGUACAGCCAUCUCUGUCGCCUCACCGAUGGGGGCUCGAGGUGCGUGCUAAAGGUAAACAGCUUCGUUCGAACAGUGAGCCUGUCAAGCGCGACACGAGCGAUGCACUGACACAAGAGCAUAUGGGGCGAUCGGCUGCGAGAUCGACGGCUGUGCCCCGUUCGAUCAAGCGGUAUACGAAGGCGUCGACCCCCCCUACGACGGGCGCGAGCGUGGGCUUGGCACGUGCCUUUUCCACCUCAGCUGCGACAAUGGCUAACGACCCAGGCGCGAGCUGCGACUUAGCGUCCGCAUCCAAGGGCGACUACACGCACCUCGAGCCGGUCCGCACGAUAUACAUUCCUGGCUUUGUACCUUACACCCUGGGGCUGGCGCUGCAAGAACACCUGGUUAAACAGCGGUCGGAUGCACGGGCGGCCCUGCGCGCGCUUGCAGACACCUCUUCCAAGUCAGCGUCCACUCUGGCUGGCCUCUCCACUGUCUCGCCUUCGGCAUCGGAACGCGAGCUCCGCGCACAAGCCGAGCAGGAUACGCUGCUUCUGCUGCAGCAUCGACCCGUGUACACCGAGGGACGGCGUCACGAUGCCGAAAACGAACUUGUGUCCACACACCUGCGCUCGCUCGGGGCCGAGUACCAUCUGACCAAACGCGGUGGCCAGAUCACGUACCAUGGACCGGGACAGCUGGUCGGGUAUCCGAUCCUCAACCUCGCCAGCAUGAACCUCGCCAGUCGUUGCUACGUGGACAGGAUUCAGGACUCGCUCAUCUCGCUGCUCGCCAGUCGGGGCAUCGAGACGGUGCCGCCGCCGGACGACCACACGGGCGUAUGGGCGGACGAGUACCACAAGAUCGCGAGCAUCGGCAUCCAGGUGCGCCACCGCGUGUCGAGCCACGGCUUUGCGCUCAACGUCGAGCAGCGCGCCAUGCGCGGGUUCAAGCACAUCGUCGCAUGUGGCAUCGUGGGCCGCAACAUGACCUGUCUGCAAGACCGCCUGGAUCCGCACGGCCCGUUCGCCAAGUACAACCCUCCCACUCCAGAGGGCAGGGAUGCGGACAAGGACAAGGACGAGAAGGUGGGCAGUAUCGCCGAAGCGUACAAAGCCCACUUUGCAAACGUGUUCCAGAGAAGGGUGAGGGACGUGGAUGAGAGCGAGUUCGAGGUGGUCCUCGUGGAGGAGGUGCACAGGGAAACGCUGGCGCAGAAGCUGGGGAUUCACAUCGAGGAGGACGAGCGCGUCGUAGGCGCGUUGAUGGUCGACGGGCACCGAGUGAGCGUCUAG
Molecule: messenger RNA, 3507 nt
Organism: Sporisorium graminicola
Lineage: Eukaryota; Fungi; Basidiomycota; Ustilaginomycetes; Ustilaginales; Ustilaginaceae
Exons: 1
Coding region: 1-3507 (1168 amino acids)
Biological process (GO): protein lipoylation
Cellular component (GO): mitochondrion
Molecular function (GO): lipoyl(octanoyl) transferase activity
Source: RefSeq, a predicted model, not a curated record